Messenger RNA from Lasiodiplodia theobromae, 4554 nucleotides. RefSeq names its product Forkhead domain-containing protein. Gene Ontology annotation, biological process: regulation of ribosomal protein gene transcription by RNA polymerase II. Lineage: Eukaryota; Fungi; Ascomycota; Dothideomycetes; Botryosphaeriales; Botryosphaeriaceae. The record is from RefSeq and is a predicted model, not a curated record. Gene Ontology annotation, cellular component: nucleus. Bases 1 to 4554 code for a protein of 1517 amino acids. Gene Ontology annotation, molecular function: DNA-binding transcription factor activity; sequence-specific DNA binding; protein binding. The transcript has a single exon.
AUGAUCGCUCCAGCGUCCCUCUCCCGCAGCGACAGCGAUUCCGCGGCGCCGACUACCCUCGCCGGACUAGACCUCACUGUCGCUCGGGAGCGCAGUCGCAGACGGCUACUAAGCAGGCGCGCAGCUCCACCCGCCCCGCCCCCGGCUGCUGCUUCCCCGCCGUAUGCGCGCUCUUCUCCAUUCGCGACGCAAGAUGCCGAUGCCGAAACCGCCGUCAUGAUGGAGGAGAAAGAGACAACCCCCAAUCCCGGCGCCCUGCCGGACGCGACAAUCAUGGAAGGCGUAGAGGGACCGCCUGCCGUUCCCAACGCGCACCCCGCCGACCCAGCACCGUCGGACGCACCGGACUCGGCGCUGCCACCGCCUGCGCCUGCCGCGGAAGGCGCCAGUGACGACCUCCCAGCAAUCAGCGAGGGAGAAGUGGCGAAGGAAGAAAGCUCAAACGGCGCACAAACGCAAGCACCCGACAAAAAGCAAGCAAGCCAGCCAGACACCACAAAGUCCGACGACGCACCUCUGCCUACAGAGACAACCGCCAACGAUCAGCCCACCGAACAAGCCGAACCUCCGCAACCCUCAGAAGAAGCUACUCAGACCAACGACAACAUUGUGCCCAAUGUUGCAAGCUUGCCUGACCCUUUCGUCUCAGGGCCCCAAGACCUGAACAGUGCAGCAGGACCGGGCGUAUUGCUGAUGGACGGGUCCAAUGGGCAAGACUACCUCGGUAGCAUGGAUGUUCAACCAUCCGAUGCCAUGGCAAUCCCCCCAGACAUGCUCGCCCCCACUUAUCUAUCCUCCAACGCAGGUCUUCAAGUCGAAGACAGCCGUCAGUGUGCUUUCGCCAAGCUCGAGUUCCCCGAUGGAGAUUUCUACAUGACAACGUACGCGGUGGAGUUGGGUCGAGACACUCGUGCGUUCCGGCAAGAGAUGCGGAGGCGUAACCAGGAAGAGCUCCAGGAGCAACAGGUGACUGGCAAUGGGGGAGAAGGCCCGCAAACACCCAUGAGGCCAACUGCCCCUAGUGUAGCAAGUGUCUGCCGCAGCAACCUCAGCGAGUGUGGCGGUAUCAUGGGAGGAGAUGACUACCAUGUUAAUGUUGCGCCUUUGAAGCGGAAAAGGAGGAAGAAAGAGGCAAAAUCGACCAGCUCGUCGUCACAGCGUCACUCCCGAAAGAGCUCCAUCGCUGGCAGCAACGCGUUCGAACCGGUCGAUUACAACGGGCUUGUCUACCAGUCUCAGCCGGAGUCCUCUUCCUUUCUUCCCGACCCUUACGAAGUUCCUUUGGUACCCAUUCAUCCACCAACAUCGGACAGCGGUCCGGUCGGCCACAAGGGCAUCUCCAGAAAACAUCUCAAGAUCUUCUAUAGCUUUGACAACCAGGUUUUCGAAAUGAAGGUGCUUGGCAGGAAUGGUGCUUUCUUGAACGAGGUUCAUUAUAUGCCGGAAAACGAUGCCGUUGAGCUUCACGAUGGCGACAAGAUCCAAAUCGGUGCCGUCACCAUGAUGUUCCGACUACCGAAUGCUCCGGCGGAUGAUGAAGAUGUUCGCUCAGAGAGCUCCGACAGCAUCAGCGGAGGCAUCAGUCUCAACUUCGAAGAUGGACGAGGCCAAAGUAUCAUUCCUGACGACGAGAGCGACGACGAUGGCUUCAGCUAUGCCGAGCAAUACGACUUUAGCCCGCACGCCUAUGGCUGGGACUCUGAAGAAGAAGAGUUUUCUGCUGAUGACGAUGCAGAGGACGAAUAUCGCGAGCACGAGCAAUUGCCAAAGGUGAAGCUCAAGUUGAAGCUCAAACAGCCAGCUCAGCAAGCGCCAGCUAAGCAAUCGAAGGCGGAAGCCCGCCUCAAGAAGAAAAAGAAGAAGGAGAAACAGAAGCUCAAGGCCAAGCAAGAGGCCAAGGCCAAGGUCGCUGGGAAGACAGCACCGAAAGCUCAGGGUGCCGAUACCGCCGAUGACCUUGGAAAGGACAAGGCCAAAGAGAAAGAAAAGGAGAAGGAGAAGGAGAAAGAAAAGAAGGAGAAAAAGGAGAAGGUCGCGUCCAAAACGACUUCGAAGACGACCUCGAAAGCACCCUCAAAGACGGUUGCUCAACCCAAGGAGAAGAGUGAACCAACAUCCCAAGUCAACAUUGUUCCCCCUGAAGAUGUGCCACAGCCGAGCACGGAGAUACCACAACCAGAGAUCAAGACCGAAGGGGCCAAGGACAAAGAAGAGAAGAAGUCCGAAGCGCAGCCAAACAAGGACAACAGCGGCAGGCGUGUCUUGACUGCUGAAGAGGCUGAAAAACUUGGCCUGGAGCCUGGCACAGUUAUUGAGAGGAAGAAGGGACCAGGCCGACCGCCAAAGGACGGAAUCAUGUCCAAACGUGAGAAAGCUGAGAUCAUGCGACGCAAGAAAGAGGCCGAAAAGGCCAGAAAGCUGGGACUUGAUCCAGAGUCUAUCACGAAGGUUGACCUCACCCGCCCUCGUGAGAAGAAGGAUGGAGAGGGUAAAGCAGACAAGAAGCCCAAGGAUGGCACUGAGGGCGAGUCUGCAGGACCGGAUGGUGAAGGCCAGGGUGCAGAGAAGAAGUCGGUUAAGAUCUCGAGGCCACUGCGCACGCCGUCGCCGGAGAUGAAAGAGUCCGACUACACAGAAGAACAGCUUCAGCGCCCAGCGGCCAACUACGUCGUCCUCAUUCAUGAAGCCAUCUCGAACUCAAAGGAAGGGAAGCUCAAUCUCCAGCAGAUUUACAGCGCCAUUGAACGUAAGUAUCCGUACUACAAGUUCAAGACUGGGACUACAGGCUGGCAGAGCAGUGUCCGGCAUAAUCUUGGUCAGCACGAUGCUUUCCGCAAGGCCGAGAAAGAAGGAAAGGGCUGGCUUUGGGCGAUCAAUCCCGGGGUCUCCAUUGAGAAAGAACGGCGCAAACGCGUGACUCCUCCACCGCAGGCUCCGCCCAGACCCUACUAUCCCCCAAGUCAUCAGUCCCCUUAUGGAAUGCCCCACGGCGCACCCGGCUAUCAGCACCCUCCUGGCCCAUACCCUCCAAGGCCGCCGGCGGCACCUGGCCAACCGUAUCCGGCAGCGCAGCAACGCACCUACCAAUCUCCGUAUGGCUCUCAGCCUCUUGGACAAGCAGCGCAGCCUGUUCAGCACCGGCCGCCAUAUGGGCCUCCCAAUGGUGCUCGGCCGCCUUACCCCAGUCCUUAUGGGGCUUCCCCUUACGGCGCUCCGCCGAGUGCACCCGCCAUGUCUUAUCCUCCGAAUUCUUCAGCAGCACUCCCUCCUGGAGGCUCGUAUGCAACGGCCAGCCCGUCGCCUUAUGCCACUUCGGGUGCGCCCGCUUAUUCUCCGCCAGCUCAUGCACCUGCUUAUCCUCCGCGUCCGCCUCAUUCUACGCAAUCACAACAUAGCCAACCCGGAACGUCACAGCCCUCGCAGCAUCAUGGACAGCACAACAACACACCAACGCCCGUCUCUGCCAGUCAUCCGCCCAAUGAACCCAUUCCACCAAGAAAACCUAAUCUGUAUUCGGAUACCGCGCCAUACGCCCCAAUGCUCAACAAUUUCCGCGAUUACUACAUCAGGAACGCUCAUGCUAUGCUUAAGCGUAAACUGACGCGGGAUGAGAUUGUCAAACUCACUGAUCGUGGCCUGGAGCGCGCUCUCUUUCCGGAGAGAUAUCCGCCGAAGAAGGAGGAGGAUAUGGAUGAAAGUGCAAAGCUGGAUCUGAAAGACGAGAAAGAUAUUGAAGAUGCUGUUAAAGGCAUGCUGAAGAAAUUCAACUAUGGCUAUCUCAUUGAGGAGGCCGAGAGACGGAUUGGCAGAUCACCGAUGGCUGGACCGGGAUCUGCUGGGCACCCGCAGACGAAUGGAAGUACUUCAGUUACAGUACAGAGCACUGCCUCAACUCAGGUCCCUGCUGGCCAGACUCCCGUACCGGCUCAGAAUGCAACGGUCAGUCAACCUGCUCAGGGAUCGUCCGGUGUUUCUGGCCCUGGUACAUCAACCCCUGCUCAAAGUCAAGCGCCGCCGCAAGCCCAACAGGUCACCCAACCACCUGUUUCAUCCCAAGAGCAGACUGGUGGCCCGGGAUCAGCUCCAGUUCCGAAUGUCUCUUCAGAGCAGAAUCCAGAUUGCCAACCGCCUACGGAUACUACAAAGCUCUCGAUCGGGCAAAGUUCCCAAGACGCCUUGCAGACCGACUCAAACGACGGAGCUCAGUCUCAGUCUACGGCCGCUACCAUUCCCGCUACAACCGCCGCCGUAGCGUCGUCCAAUGUGCACCAAGCGCAGAUUUCCGCGCCAUCGCAAGUCUUGCCCCCGCGUACAAACGGCACGAGCACCCCCGUGCCCCCGCCGGUCGAAGCAUUGACCCCGCUUGGUGGAAGUCCAAAGCCUGGAACGCCUGUAAAUUCAACGCCUCCAGCGCCUGGAUCUGGACAGGCUGUGGGGAAACAGCCGCCGCCUGCCCAAACAACUGUUCCUACAACAGGUAUCAAGCGGAGCCUGGACAGCGACGGAACGGGAGAGAAUGAGGGCGAGGCGAAAAAACCAAAAGUCGAGGGUUGA